This is a messenger RNA of Nothobranchius furzeri (turquoise killifish), 1415 nucleotides long. RefSeq names its product COP9 constitutive photomorphogenic homolog subunit 7A (gene cops7a). Gene Ontology annotation, cellular component: COP9 signalosome. Lineage: Eukaryota; Metazoa; Chordata; Actinopteri; Cyprinodontiformes; Nothobranchiidae. The record is from RefSeq and is a predicted model, not a curated record. Gene Ontology annotation, biological process: COP9 signalosome assembly.
UACUUCGUUAACCAUCCAAUCAGAAAGGACGCUGAUUUGUUGACGUGCGUGUCCUGACAGCGGAAACGAAAUAUUCGGGAGAGAUCAAUCGUCUGCUAGCAACCAAUUUAACAAGUCUUCAGAUGGAGGUGGAGCAGCUUCUGUCUCUGUCGGGUUCUGCUCUGGCCCAGGCUGUCAGCUCUCUGCUGGAGACCCCGGGCCUCUACGUUUUCUCUGAUAUCCUGGAGCUGCCUAAUGUCAGAGAGCUGGAGAACGGCCCGCAUGCUCCGGUUUACCAGCUCCUGAACCUCUUCGCCUAUGGAACCUACUGCGACUACAAAGAGCGAGCCGCCUCACUUCCAGAGUUGACCCCAGCACAAAGAAACAAACUCCGUCACCUUUCCAUUAUUAGUUUGGCUUCCAACCUCAAGUGCCUGCCGUACUCGCUGCUCCUGCAGCAGCUGGAGCUAAAGAACGUGCGGGAACUGGAGGACCUGUUGAUCGAGGCCGUUUACUGUGACAUCAUCCAGGGAAAGCUGGAUCAGAGGAACCAGCAGGUGGAAGUAGACUGCAGCGUAGGUCGUGACCUCGGUCCCAAUGAGCUCCCAAACAUAAUCAACACUCUGCAGGAGUGGUGUUCAGGGUGUGAGGCGGUCCUGUGUGGCAUCGAGGAGCAGGUCUCCAGGGCAAACCAAUACAGAGAGAAUCAGCUGAAGGUCAAAGUUCAAGUGGAAACAGAGGUCUCAAACCUGCAGAAAACAUUAAAGGCCAGCGCCGCAUCUCCGUCUUCAGGCCCCGCCCCUGCCGGAGCAGCGUCCAAUCAGGAUGCAGAUCAGCCCGCUGAACCACGAGACCCCGCUUCAUCUCAGGAACCACGGCAGCCCGGCAAAAAGGCUUCAAAGGUGAAAGGGCUGCGCGGCAGCGGGAAGAUCUGGUCCAAGUCCAACUGAGGACAAAAGAUUAGGACUGGAGGACAGCAGCAUGGGACGCUCUCUGAUUAACGGACACAUUGGUGGACAGACACUUUAAAACAAUGUGACCACUAAAGGAUCACCCUCCUCACUCACACUUCUGCUGUUCAGCCACAGAGCUUCACGGGGACUUUUAAUCGCCAGAUCUAACCGUUACGGAUCCACACACACACACACACACACACACACACACACCUGGCCGGUGGAUAGAUCAGGUGUGACUCUCACUCUCACAGGCAGGCUGUGGGUGUAAUUACACACAGGACACCGUCGUCUGCAGCAGGAGUCGGCUGCCUUCAACCAGAAGCAGGAUCAGUGUGUUUGAACUAAAUGUUUGUGUGUAUCGCUGUUCUUUUGGUUCACAGUCAUUCUCCCUCGCUUUGUUUUAUUUCUCUCUCUCUCUCUGAUGAGUUGUAUAAAAUCAGAAUCUGACAUGAUGGACAAAUAAAAGAAGCCCUGUACUUA